This is a messenger RNA of Myripristis murdjan (pinecone soldierfish), 1029 nucleotides long. It is a transcript of the gene nudt1, whose product is annotated as nudix (nucleoside diphosphate linked moiety X)-type motif 1. The record is from RefSeq and is a predicted model, not a curated record. Gene Ontology annotation, biological process: DNA protection. The transcript is spliced from 4 exons. NCBI's taxonomy places the organism in Eukaryota, Metazoa, Chordata, Actinopteri, Holocentriformes, Holocentridae. Gene Ontology annotation, cellular component: cytoplasm. Bases 148 to 618 code for a protein of 156 amino acids. Gene Ontology annotation, molecular function: 8-oxo-7,8-dihydroguanosine triphosphate pyrophosphatase activity.
CUGAACCUUCAAAAUAAUGCAGCCGCGCAAUGUGCCAUGUGAUACUUUACGCGGUAACCAUCCACAACAAACUCAGGAUAGCCUCCAUUGCAGUUUGAAAACACCCGUCUUUGGCCUCUCAUUGCGUGAAACCUGCAGGCAGGUGAGAUGCUGAGCUCCAAGCUGCUGACCCUGGUGCUGGUGGUCCGGCCGGGCAGGGUGCUGCUGGGCAUGAAGAAGAGAGGCUUUGGAGUCGGGAAAUGGAAUGGCUUCGGGGGCAAAGUUCAGCCUGGAGAAAGCAUUGAAGAUGCUGCAAGGAGAGAGCUGCUAGAAGAAAGCGGCCUCACCGUGGAUGCCCUUGAGAAGAUCGGCAAUAUAAAGUUUGAAUUUGUCGGAGAGACGGAGCUGCUUGAUGUCCAUAUUUUCCGAGUUGACACUUACAACGGCGAGCCCACAGAAUCAGAUGAGAUGAGGCCUCAGUGGUUUGAGUGUGACAAAAUACCCUUCAGUCAAAUGUGGGCAGAUGACAUCAUGUGGUUUCCUCUGAUGCUUCAGAAGAAGAAAUUCAGAGGCUAUUUCAAGUUCCAGGGCCAUGACGUGAUCCUCAGCCACGAGCUGGAGGAGGUGGAGGAGCUCUGAGAUAACGUGGCAGGCCCGCGUUACCGGUGAUGAGACACAAAAAAAAAAGAUUUGUUCUUUGCAUGCCCAACAGUUUGAGUUCUCUGUUCAGUUUCAUUUGCGGGAGGACGUGGAAAGUCCCCGAGGAUUCAGCAAAACCAUGAAAACAGUUCCUUUUUUAAUUCCUCAGAAAAAAUGACGACGGUUCUUUUUUUUUUUUUUUCUUAAUGUCAAAUGACUUUGUGUUAUCCAAAAAAAUCAAAGCAGCAGUUUUUUGUCAGUUUAUUUUGUUGCAAUGCACAAAUCAGCAAGGUCUUUUUGACCUUUUUAUCAUGACAAUAUUUACAUAACAUCUACAAUGUAGCUGUAUUUCAUAUUGUAUUUGAGCACAUUCACUUCAUUUGAUUUCAAAUACAUUUUUGUCAAAACAAA